UUCCCACACAUUUAGCUAUCCUGCCAGAAGCUCCUCUUUCCUUUUCCUUUCCUUCGGUUAUUCCAAAACUCUGUGUCGAUCUUCAAAAUCCCCUUUGCGAUUUCUUCUCGAAAGAGGAUUGUUAAUUACAAAAUCUUACGUCUUUUGCGUCUCAAAAAUUUUAGCCGAAAUCGUUUCAAUAAUAGAGAUUAAAGGAAAAUUAUAAUUAUGGCUCAAGCAGUUGAGGAAUGGUACAAGCAGAUGCCUAUUAUCACCCGCUCUUAUCUAACAGCAGCUAUUGUCACCACCAUCGGUUGUUCCCUCGAGAUAAUAUCUCCUCAUAAUUUGUACUUGCAUCCUACACUUGUUGUUAAGCAUUAUCAAUUCUGGCGUCUCAUCACCAAUUUCCUGUACUUCCGGAAAAUGGACCUGGACUUUUUGUUCCACAUGUUCUUUCUUGCUCGAUACUGCAAACUUCUUGAAGAGAACUCUUUCAGGGGGAGGACUGCAGAUUUCUUUUACAUGCUCUUAUUUGGUGCUACUGUUUUGACUGGCAUUGUUCUACUUGGGGGAAUGAUACCCUAUUUGUCAGAAUCAUUUGCAAAAAUCAUAUUCCUAAGCAAUUCAUUGACAUUCAUGAUGGUGUAUGUCUGGAGCAAGCAAAAUCCAUUUAUCCACAUGAGUUUCUUGGGCCUCUUUACUUUUACAGCAGCUUACCUACCAUGGGUUCUUUUGGGAUUCUCUGUCCUUGUUGGUGCUAGUGCUUGGGUGGAUCUACUGGGAAUGAUAGCUGGCCAUGCUUACUAUUUUCUUGAGGAUGUAUAUCCACGAAUGACUGGUCGUCGGCCCCUACGAACUCCAUCAUUUAUUAAAUCACUAUUUGCUGAUGAGGCAGUUGUAGUGGCCCGGCCUGCAAAUGUGAGAUUUGCUCCCCCACCUGCUGAGGAGGUGCAUCAAGAUUGAGCAAGACUCCUAGAAUCGUAGGCUGAUGAGCAGUAGCUUUUCGUUGCGAUGGUCAUCCCUUGCUAUUAGGGGGCGUAAAGUCUACUCAGUUCUUUGAUAUUAUCUGUCUUGACAUGUUUUUAUUUUAGAGGUUAACUAUGUAUAUGACAUUGCUACUACAGAAGCCAUGCAUAACUCGGAGACGAGUUUUUGUAAUUUACAUCAAGAAUGCAAGUUUAGCGAUUGGAGGGUGUUUUUGUGCA
Hevea brasiliensis (rubber tree) is the source of this 1184-nucleotide messenger RNA. RefSeq names its product derlin-2.2. Gene Ontology annotation, cellular component: endoplasmic reticulum membrane; Hrd1p ubiquitin ligase ERAD-L complex. Lineage: Eukaryota; Viridiplantae; Streptophyta; Magnoliopsida; Malpighiales; Euphorbiaceae. The transcript has 6 exons. Gene Ontology annotation, molecular function: ubiquitin-specific protease binding; misfolded protein binding. The record is from RefSeq and is a predicted model, not a curated record. Gene Ontology annotation, biological process: endoplasmic reticulum unfolded protein response. Bases 208 to 942 code for a protein of 244 amino acids.